UCGGUAUAAAAGCCCUCCCGCCUCCCCGCCCGCCUUCACUCGCCCUGCUGCCUGGAGUGCGGCGCUGCCUCUCCGCCCGGCCUCUCUCUCUCUCUCUCGUUCGCUCUCUCGCAAUCUCUCUCUGCCCCCCCUCCCUCCCUCCGGGCCCCCGCCUUUGCCGAGGGAGGCGCCUUGGAGCUCCAAGCCUCUCCGUGGCCGAGGGAGAAGCGCCAGGAAAGGCAGGCGGAGGCGUCUUUGGCGGCGUCGGCGCGGGGCUUGCCAGGAUGGCGGCGGUGGUGCUGGAGCCGGAGUCGGAGCCCUCCUGCAGCCUCCCCGGCGCCGUGCCCCCCUCGCCCAGCCUCUCGCACCGCUUCCUGGACACCAAGUUCUACCUCCUGGUCGUGGUCGGGGAGCUGGUCACCGAGGAGCACCUGCGGAGGGCCAUCGGGAACAUCGAGCGAGGAAUUCGAUCUUGGGACACAAACCUAGUAGAAUGCAACUUGGAUCAAGAACUUAAACUUUUUGUGUCUCGUCAUUCAGCUCGAUUUUCUCCUGAUGUGCGAGGUCAGAAGAUUCUUCACCACAGAAGUGAUGUCUUAGAAACUGUCGUCCUGAUUAACCCUUCAGAUGAAGCAGUCAGCACGGAGGUGCGCUUAAUGAUAACUGAUGCUGCGAGGCACAAACUUCUGGUACUAACUGGGCAAAGCUUUGAAAACACAGGCGAGCUCAUUCUUCAGUCUGGAUCGUUCUCAUUUCAGAACUUUAUUGAGAUUUUCACAGAUCAAGAGAUUGGAGAACUGUUGAGUACAACUCACCCUGCCAAUAAAGCCAGCUUAACACUUUUCUGCCCUGAGGAAGGGGACUGGAAGAAUUCAAACCUUGAUAGACAUAACCUUCAAGAUUUCAUCAACAUCAAACUCAACUCUGCCUCUAUUUUGCCUGAAAUGGAAGGACUUUCUGAAUUCACGGAAUACCUUUCAGAGUCAGUGGAAGUGCCAUCACCUUUCGAUAUCUUGGAGCCACCAACGUCAGGAGGUUUUUUGAAGCUUUCUAAACCUUGUUGUUACAUCUUCCCUGGUGGAAGAGGAGAUUCUGCAUUGUUUGCAGUCAAUGGGUUCAACAUGCUUAUCAAUGGGGGCUCGGAGAGAAAAUCUUGCUUCUGGAAACUCAUCCGACAUUUGGAUAGGGUGGAUUCAAUUCUGCUCACCCACAUUGGAGAUGACAACCUGCCAGGAAUUAAUAGUAUGCUACAACGAAAAAUAGCUGAAUUAGAAGAGGAGCAGUCUCAAGGCUCUACUACCAAUAGUGACUGGAUGAAAAAUCUAAUUUCACCAGAUUUAGGAGUUGUGUUUCUUAAUGUCCCUGAAAGCCUAGGAAACCCUGAUCCUAAUUUCCAGUUGAAAAGAAGCAUAGAGGAGGCCUGUUUUACACUUCACUACCUAAGCAAGCUAUCUAUGAAACCAGAACCUCUUUUUAGAAAUUCUGGAAACAGUACUGAGCCCAUUAUUCUUUUUCAAAAAAUGGGAGUAGGAAAACUUGAAAUGUAUGUGCUUAACCCAGUCAAAAAUAGCAAAGAGAUGCAAUAUUUCAUGCAUCAGUGGACAGGUACAAGCAAAGAUAAAGCUGAACUUGUUCUACCAAAUGGUCAAGAGAUAGACAUCCCAGUUUCCUAUUUAACAUCAAUAUCAUCUUUAAUUGUAUGGCAUCCUGCAAAUCCCACUGAAAAAAUCAUCAGAGUUCUCUUUCCAGGGAACAGUACUCAAUAUAGUAUACUAGAUGGAUUGGAAAAACUCAAACAUUUAGACUUUCUUAAGCAGCCAACUGUUACACAGAAAGACCUUACUGGUAAUAUAGCAAGUCCAGCGGUAAAACAAACAAAACUGAAACAGCGAGCAGACAGUAAGGAAAGUCUCAAGCCUGUGACAAAACAACUAUCUAGCAAAACAGUCAGAAAGGAAUCAAGAGAUGAGGCAUCUGAUACAGGGAAGUCUAGUCCACCUGAAAAGGCUCAAAAAGUAGAAAGUAAAGAGAAACCCACAGCAAAAAAAGAUAAAAUGGCAAAAGCUGAAACUAGGCUCUCUGUGACAGAAAAGGAUUUGACAGCUAAGGAACAGCAGCUUGCAAAAUCAGAACCAGCUGAAAAACAAGCAGCAGAUGUCAAACCAAAAGUAAUAAAGGAGAAACAUGUGAAAAAGGACAUAAAAGCAAAAUCUGAGGAAAAGCAGGAAGAAAAGGAAAAACCAAAGAAAGAGGGGUCUAAGAAAGAAGAAAAAACCCCGGCUAAGAAAGAGGAAAAGGCUAAAAAGGAAGAUGCCAAGAAGGAUGUGAAAAAAGAAUCUAAAAAAGAAUCAAAGAAAGAAGCUCCCCCUAAAAAAGAAGAGAAAAGGGAAAUUAAAAAAGAAGAGAAGAAAGAGCCCAAGAAGCUUCUUAAAGAAACAAAGAAAACAUCUGCCUCUUUGCCCGAGUCAAAAAAGACUGUCACAAAGCCUAAGCCACAAAAGAAAGAAGAGUCUGUCAAGAAAGAAAGUGGGCUUCUUGGGAAACCAAAGGAGAAAGUUAAAAGCAAGCCUCUGAAGAAAGAGAUCAAAGUUUCCGAAGCAGCAGCUGCAGUGACUGCUUUGGGGGCUGUUGCUGCAACCGUGGCAGCUGCAGGUGUAGCAGCAAGUGGGAAGGAACUUGAAGUUGAGAGAUCCCUCAUGUCUUCACCAGAGGAUUUAACAAAAGACUUUGAAGAAUUAAAAGCUGAAGAAGUUGAAGUGGUAAAAGAGGUAAAAUCUCCGGUCGAUAUAAUAGAAAAUGAAGACAAAUUAACAGAUAUAGAUAGAAAGGAAGAUUAUGAAGCUGAGAAGGAAAAAACAGGUGGUCCCGCUGAUUCUCCUGACGAAGGCAUAACAACCACUGAACCUGAAGGAGAGUGUGAGCAAACUCCUGAAGAGUUGGAGUCUGUUGGAAAGGACAGGGUUGAUGACAAUGAAAAGUUUGAAGACGAAGGAACGGGUUUGGAAGAAUCUUCUGAGGCGGGUGACUAUGAAGAAAAGGCUGAGACAGAGGAGGCUGAAGAACAAGGUGAAAAUGAAGACGAAGAGGAACCUCUAGGCAUCAGACACCAAGAUAUGAAGGAUACAAUAGAGAUUGAAAAAGAAAUGACCAUUGCAUCUGAGUAUGAAAAAAUGAAAGGCUUGAAGUAUGAUGAAAAGGCAGAAUUUAGAGAUAAGGGUGAAGAGCAGGAUGAAGAAAAUGUAGAUGAAACAGUUGAAAAGGCAGAAACAGAAGAGACUGAGGAGGAAGCUGAGGAGGAAGACAAAAUUGAGGAUGUCAAAGAUGAAGAAGAGGAAACAGAGAAAAUAGCAGCUGAAGAAGAUUAUGUUAUGGCUGUGGUAGACAAAGCAGCAGAGGCUGGUGAGAUUGAUGCCAAAUAUGGCUUGCAUCCAGGCACUCCAAUGAAGCAUUCAGAAUCUCAGUCUCCUGCUAAAGAACCAGCAUCUUCAAUCCAGGAUGAAACUUUACCUGGUGGGUCAGAAAGUGAAGCAACUGUUUCAGAUGAGGAAAAUAGAGAAGAUCCGCCUGAAGAAUUUACUGCUACUUCAGGUUAUACCCAGUCCACUAUUGAAAUAUCCAGUGAACCAACUCCAAUGGAUGAAAUGUCAACUCCAAGAGAUGUGAUGAGUGAUGAAACCAAUAAUGAAGAAAGUGAAUCCCCUUCACAAGAAUAUGUUAACCUUACUAAGUAUGAGUCCGCUUUAUACACACAAGAUUUUACUAGGGCUAAACUUUCUCCACUUCCUGAUGCUUUCAAUGGGUUAUCUGAAGGAUCUAAAACAGAUGCUACUGAAGGUAAAGAUUAUAAUGUUUCAGCUUCUACUAUUUCACCACCGUCUUCUUUAGAGGAAGACAAAUUUGGCAAAUCUUCUUUCCAAGAUGUGUAUCGUCAACAAGUAAGUGAGAUCAAAAGUACUAGUAAAUUAGAAAUUUCAGAAGAUUUGGAUGAGAAGCAUAGUCCAAUAGAUGAAAGUCCAGGCCUUCUCUCACCAGCUGCUAAAACACCUCUUAGUGAACGCAGUGUGAACUUCUCCCUGACUCCCAAUGAAAUUAAAGUGUCAUCUGAACCUGCACCUCUCACAGCAGUGUCAGAAAAACAUCUUGAAAGCCAAGAAGAGCAAUGUGCCAGUCCUGAUGAUAAAACAUUGGAAGUAGUAUCCCCUUCACAAUCAGCUGCAGGUAGUGCUGGACAUACCCCUUAUUAUCAGUCUCCCACAGAUGAAAAGCCAAACCAACUUGCCUCUGAGAUUGCUGGAAAAACAACAGAAGCCUCAAUCACUUUUGAAAUUAGUGAUGCCAAAGAUAGCAUUGAUAAAAACAGAAUAAGCCCAAUGGAUGAACCAGUGCCUGACUCUGAAUCACCAUUUGAAAAAGUGCUCUCACCUUUACGAAGCCCACCACUCAUUGGUUCAGAGUCUUCCUAUGAUGAAUUUUUGAGUGCUGAUGUAAAAUCUUACCACAGAGAAACACCGAGUCCCUUUGAAAAGAAUGAAAAAGAUGGAUCUCCUUUGCAGAAGAGCCCAGCUUCUGAGGUUAUGUCUAAAACUGAUUUCGAAGAAAAGCAAGGUGAAAAAGAUAUGCAGCUUUCACCAUCAAAAUCAGACUUUGUUCUAGAAAAGAAGAAAGAUGACCUUGAAGCUUCUGAAACUCAUCCUGUAUCUGCUUUGGAUGAAAGGAAACUAGGAGAGAUUUCUCCUACACAGGUAGAUAUUAGUCAUUUUAGCUGUUUCAAAGAAGACACCAAAAUGUCAAUUUCUGAAGGUACAGUCUCUGAUAAAUCUGCAACUCCAGUUGAUGAAGUUGUGGCAGAAGACACUUAUUCACAUAUUGAAGGAGUUGCCUCUGUUUCCACAGCAUCAGUUGCUACUAGUUCCUUUCCAGAGCCUACUACUGAUGAUGUAUCUCCUUCACUGCAUGCUGAGGUUGGAUCCCCUCACUCUACUGAAGUAGAUGACUCUCUUUCUGUAUCUGUUGUACAAACACCCACAACAUUUCAGGAAACAGAAAUGUCUCCAUCUAAAGAAGAAUGCCCAAGGCCUAUGUCCAUUUCUCCCCCAGAUUUCUCUCCCAAAACAGCAAAAUCAAGGACACCUGCUCAAGAUCAUAGGUCUCCUGAACAAUCAACCAUGUCUGUAGAAUUUGGACAAGAUUCCCCAGAACAUUCUUUAGCAAUGGAUUUUAGUAGACAGUCCCCUGAACAUCCUAUAGUAGGUGCUGCUAUGCACCAUAUAUCUGAAAAUGGUCCAACCGAAGUUGAUUUUAGCCCUUCAGACAUGCAGGAACACUCUUUUCCAACUAAAAUAUCACCAGUGGACCAGGCAUGCUAUAGUCAUGAGAAGGAUAUUUCAGAGAUCAUUUCAGUAUCUCAGAUUGAGGCUUCACCCUCUUCAUCCUCAGCUCAUACACCUUCACCGGCAAGUUCUCCAUUGCAAGAGGAAACUCUAUCGGGUGUUACACAGCCUCAUGAUAUGCCAUUACAUUCUGCAUUUUCAUCUGAAAAAAUGCAGAGCCUGGGAGAAAAACUUUCACCAAAGUCUGAUUUGUCUCCAUUAACACCAAGGGAAUCUUCUCCAUUAUAUUCACCUAGUUUUUCAGAUUCGCCUCCUGUGAUUAAAGAGAAAACUGCCACUUCCCAGUCACCUCCAUUAUCAUUGCACAUGUCCCCAGACAAAUCAUUAGGUUAUCAUACCUCAGUAGUUCAAGACACUCUAACAAAACAUAGGCAGGAGCUUCUAGGCUAUACAGAACAGGAAGAUGGUGAGGAAACUGCAGGAUCACCCGAAGCUCUUAAUUACUCUUACAAUGGGACUGGAAAAAUCACUAGGUCACCAGAGGAUAUUGGUUAUUCUUAUGAAAAAACAGAGAAAGUAACAGGAUCCCCUGAAGUUCUUGCUUAUUCUUAUGUUGCCACAGGGAAGACCACCAGAUCCCCUGAGACUGAUAGUUAUUCCUAUGAAACAGCAGGAAAAGCCAUCAAGUCACCAGAAAAGUUUGAUUAUUCCAGUGAAAAAAGUCUUGGCUUGUCUGAAUCUCUUAUCUACUCUUAUGAAACCACUGAAAAAACAAGCAAAUCACCUGAAAGGGUCGACUACUCUUAUGAAAGCACUGGAAAAACUAGCAAAUCACCUGAAACAGUCAGUUACUCUUAUGAAGCGACUGGGAAAACCACCAGAUCACCCGAUAAAGCUAGCUACCACUAUGAGGUUGAUAAAUUCUUUGUUUCAGAAAAAACGGAAACUCGUCAAGAUGUUGAUCUAUGCCUAGUUUCUUCUUGUGAAUAUAAACAUCCCAAAACAGAACUUUCACCUUCAUUUAUUAAUCCUAACCCUUUAGAAUGGUUUGCAAGUGAGGAACAGUCUCAAGAACAAGAGAAGCCCUUAACUCAGUCUGGAGGAGGACAACCACCUUCAGGAGGAAAACAACAAGCACGCCUAUGUGGUGAAACUCCCCCAACCUCAGUCAGUGAAUCAGCUCCAUCACAAACUGACUCGGAUGUGCCGCCUGAGACAGAAGAGUGCCCUUCCAUUACAGCAGAUGCUAAUAUUGAUUCAGAAGAUGAAUCUGAAACUAUUCCAACAGAUAAAACCAUCACUUAUGAACACAUUGAUCCUCCACCAGUUCCAAUGCAAGACCGUAGCCCCUCACCCAGGCACCCCGAUGUUUCAAUGGUAGACCCAGAGACCUUGCCUAUUGAUCAGAACAUAGGCAAACCUUUGAGGAAGGAUCUGAAGGAAAAAACGAAAACGAAAAAACAGGGUAUAAAGACCAAGUCUUCCUCUCCUGCCAAGAAGGGUGACAGCAAAUCAAAACAAAUGGCUUCACCCAAGCCUGCUGGCUUGAAGGAUUCAUUCGAUAAAGUUUCAAGAACAGCUUCUCCAAAGAAGAAGGAGUCAGUGGAGAAAGCUGCCAAAAAUAUCUCUACUCCUGAGAUAAAAUCUUCCCGCAAUGAGGAAAAAGAUAAGGAAACCAAAAAUGCUGCCAAUUCUACAACAUCAAAGUCAGCAAAGACUACAACUGCAGGAUCCGGAAAUGGAAAACCAACCAAAUCGAUAGCCGUACCUCCAGGACCUCCGGUGUACAUGGACCUGGUUUAUAUCCCCAACCACAGCAAUAGUAAGAAUGUGGAUGUUGAGUUUUUCAAGAGGGUGAGGUCCUCCUAUUACGUGGUGAGUGGGAACGAUCCUGCUGCGGAAGAACCAAGCAGGGCAGUCCUGGACUCCCUGCUGGAGGGCAAGGCUCAGUGGGGAAGCAACAUGCAGGUGACUUUAAUCCCAACCCACGAUUCAGAGGUGAUGAGGGAAUGGUAUCAAGAAACCCACGAGAAACAGCAGGAUCUUAACAUCAUGGUUUUGGCAAGCAGCAGCACUGUUGUCAUGCAAGAUGAAUCUUUCCCUGCAUGCAAGAUUGAACUGUAAAAAAAAGAAAAAGAAAAAAGCAAUGCUUCGCAACUUUAAACUUUGUUUCCAGAAAUUCUUCAGUCUGAAAACACCUUUUCUAAAAAUGUAAUCCAUCUAAUUCAGCUGCCGAACUAUAUAUACCUGCCAAAUGCUAUAUUGUAUCACAGUGAUGCAAGUCACUAAUCUUUUUUUUCUUCAGUCUUUGCUGAUUGCUAAGGGAAAUAACCGUAUUCCCAUCAUAGGAUUCAAAUAAUUGCAAAAACUGCAGAUCCAGGUUCAUCUCUGCUGAAAAACUUGGAAACCAUGCACUAGCAAACACUGCUGACUUCUGCCAGGUUAGAGGCAUUUGCCCUUGAUAGAAAUACAAGGAGAAAAAAGAGAGAAGGGGGAGGGAGGGGGGAGAAAGAGCAGAGAGAGAGAGAGAGAGAGAGAGAGAGAGAGAGAGAGAGAGAGAGAGAGAGAGGAGAAUAAAACCAUUAGUUCUGCAUUACUCCUAAAGCAAUCAAUGUAUUGCUUCCUGCAGUCUGCCAUCGCAUAAAUAGAAAGUAUGUUUGCAUCAGUCUUAAGUUAUUGCAAGCGCGGGCGUUAAUUUAGUGGCAAAUUAGCAAAAAACCAUUUAAACGAAGCAGCAUGGCUUUGAAGGGACACAAGAACCAAAACAUUCAUUCACUGUUAGCAAGCUUCACUUUUAACGCUUCAUACUCACAUACCGUAAUUCUCUUAGGCAAUACUGUGCAAGUCGUUUCAACCCCAUUCUGUUUGACAUGCAAACAUGUUGGUCUAAGGCACGCUCCCAGGAAAGGCCCACAAACAAGUCCUCUUGAAUUUGACAAACCUGUGUGCUGAAACACCCGAGUCACCGUCGAGUUUACUGAUCAAAAUACCAAAGCAGUUGGGAGUAACUAUGGUAGACAAUUUGCCUUAGAAAGUGACUUGAAUGUACAAAGAUACUUGAUGCACUUAUUUUGUAAUGCAAGAUAGCAAGUUUUUAAACCAUCUGUGUAAGAUUAUAGUGACACCAGUUCAGAAGUAUGCCUGUGCAUGUGUGCGCCUGGAAACCGCUCUGGUUGGUCAAACAGCUUGGUGCUAUGAGUUAUGUAUGUAAGUUGAACACUUCAUUGGUGCACCUGAAGAGCAACCCUGUUUUGAACGUUUUUUCUUGCCUUUCUUUUUUUCUGCUUUAUGGAAGAAAGGGUGCCCAGUACCAGAAAUGCAAAACUUAACAAACAUAUACAGAAUGUUGCAAAAAAAAAAAAAAAGGUUAUCCGCACAUCUGUACAGACUUUUGAAGCCUUCCUUUGUCUUACGUAAUUUUGACUGUUAAUUUAAGAGUGAAUAUGGAAACAAAUGUACAGAAGAAUUUUUUUAGCUCUGUGCAGACUUUUAAUAGAUGAAUUUUUAAACAGAAGUUUCAUUUACAGGAAAAUGCAAAGAAAAAAACAUUCAGGUGAAGGCAGUGUGUUUUCUUUGUUUUUGUAAGUUUUGUGAGACAAUGCAUAGUGUAAGACAAUGCAUAGUGUGGUUGUAAGGAUCUGGGGAGAAGGAAGUACAAUAUAGCAGUAAUGUAUUUAUUGAACACAGUUAACUGCCAGGAAUUGCUUUGCAAGGAGCAUACUAACAAAUAUUGUUAUGUGGUAGUGAUUAAGGACCUUAGGACAGAGGGGCUAGUUGUCUUCCUUUUAACCCGAGGGCAGCCUAGAUUCUGAGCUGGCCCUUGGACACAGGCGAGAAUAUUUUUUCAUAGCAUCAGCAAAAGCGUUGUAUGUUUGGAAGUUGCAGCACAGCAUCCUCAGUUAUAUUUUGAGUAACCCUUCAGUACAUCUCUGAAACUGUUCAGUGCUGCUGGGUUGAGUUUAAAAAGUCUCCUGGUCUUCAGGUUUCCUUUCUCUUGAGUCAAAUUAGCUGAAGGAGGUAAAAAGAGUUUGUCUUUCCCAUCAUUUACAGAUUUCAUUGUGGGCGUGUGUAUGUUGUAUUUUUAUGAGAACACAUACACAUUGCAGAAUGUGGUUCAGAAUUCAGCUCCAUGAAAAUCAAACAUUUUAUCUAUACACACACACAUACUUGCUUUCAACCCAUCAUGUUAAAGGGAGAAAGCACAUUAUCUUUUUUUCAGGAUUUCUGGCAGCCAAGAGUGUAGGUCUUAAGUACCUUGUAAAGCCUUCCCCUUUUCCCCCAAAAAAGUAGUAAAAUAGUGAUUUUUCCAAACAAGAAAUAAUUUAAAAAGUGCACCAUUUAGGCUGGUUGCAGAAUUCAGAUUCAUUUAUUGAUAGAAUUGGAUUUGCCCGAAAUUUUUAUUAAAGCAUGCACACCCCAAAUACACACAGCCCAAGUAAAGCCUACCAUUUAUGAAGAUUAUUUAAUUGUUAAAGAAUUGGAAAAAGCAUAGAGCCUUUAUAGCUGAAACAUUGUAGAGCUAUUGCUGGUGCUGGUUAAGGGUAUUUUUGAGGACCAGGUUGCAUGUCAUCACUACAUUUACAGAAAACCAUUAUGUUUUACUUUGCAGUUCUUUAAGGGAUUUACAUAAACUUACUUCUGUAAUAGGAAUUUGUAUUAUUCUGUGCCAAUAAUUUUGCAGAAGGCUUUGAUUGCAUUAGGUAGCGGACAAGGGUAGCAUUUUAUUUUCUAUUUGCUGUAUAAUUUAUUUUGAUAGUUGACAUUGUUUAUUUUUGUUUUGUUUUAUAAAUGUGCAUUUGCACUGCUAAUUUUUAAAAAUAUUUUUAAAUACUACUUCAGACCCCUUUUUAAUUUGGGCCAUGUAGCCCUGUUAAUGCUGUGAAAUAUUGUUUGUUAAAUGUUUUGUGCAUUUUAAAAUUCUAAUGUUUUAUUUUUGUUUGACAAUUUUAGCAAUGCUGCUUUAUUUAUUAUUUUAUCAUGGCGGUACUUCAAACACUUGUGUACUUGUAGGUUCCUACUAUUUUUAGUGGAAAAAUAUACAUGAAAGCACUAUUAGAUUUGGCCCAAGUAUGUAAGAAUUCCCUGUGAUUGUGGUACAAGAGACGAAGGAAAACUUAUUGUGGAUAGAAGCAGAAUUGCUGAGCUCAUAGUCCUCUAGGUUUCUACUGCUAACUUCUUGAUCGUAAAGAUGGAUUCGCAACAUGACAAAGCGUUGUUUGUCCCAGUAUAGGCAUAAUAGAAACUUGUGUAGGGCACGUAGAGGACAUUUGUUCCAUUGUCUUGUCUUUAUGUUGAAGUACAUCAUCCACCAUGAAGUUCCAAUUCCCACAUCUUGCUAAGUAAUUAAAUAUUAUUUCUUGCCCUUUCCCAUCUCAACAGUGGCUGUUAGCUAUGCUGCAUCUAUUGAUGUGAACCUUAGCAGAACAUUCAUCCACACUGGAUGAACUAAAAUAUUCUUCUCAACAAUACAUUAUGUACUGCUGGGGCUAUGCUACAUGUAUUACUGUACUGUAUCCUGAGCUUUGCUUAGAGACUGCCUGAAAACCUUAUAUAUCCUAAUCCUACAAGAUAUGUUUUCUUAAUAGCAAGUCUUACUAAGAUCAGUGAGGCUCCAUUUUGGGUGUCUAAGAAUCAAGAGAUCAGAAAAGUUAUUUAUUAGGGUGAAAACACCCUGAACUCCCCAGUAUAUCUUUCUGAACUCUGCCAGAAACUGAAGGCCAAUCUAGUUAUUAAUGUAAUAUUCUAUAUAUUGAUAAAUUCCCUAGAAUUGAUUUUGUUUUAUAAUUACUUUUAAAACUCACUUUUUAAUUAAGCAGAAUUGAAAGCAUUUCAUGAAAUAUUUCAAUGAAUUUUUAGCUAAAAAAUGGAGAAUGUAAUUAAAAGUGAGCAACAGUAUUGCAGUUAGCAAGUGGAAAUUGCCACUUGAAAGACUGAUUUCAACUAGGUUACUUGUUUUAAUGAGAAUGUAUGUUGCUUGAUUCUUUGUUUAGUGGUCGAGAGCCAUAUUGCAUGUAUAUAUAUACUGCCUUGAAGAAUUAUUCAACCUUCUUUGACUGUAAGCCAUUUUGCUGUGUUACAAUUCUAGAAUUGAAAUUAAUUUAAUUGGCAUUGUUACCACUGGAUACACUAGCUACUCAACACUAUGAAGGCAAAAGAUAUUUUUAGUAUCACAAAAGUUAAGUAAACAAAACCAAACUGGCACUCAUUAGUUGCUUGAGUAUUCACAGCUCUGAAUCUAAACGUAGACAUAGAAGCAUGGGGAAAUGUUAUAGCUCUAAAUCUUUUUGAGUAAGACUAUUAGCUUUGCAUAACUAAAUCCUGUAAUUUUCUCAUUCUUUGUGCUGUGUUAGGUUGGAUGGGGACUACUGCUGAUCAGCACCUUUCAAGGCCUGUCACAUUUCCACAAUUGAAUCGAGGUCUGGGAUUUGAUUGGGCCAUUUUCAAACAUUCCAGUUCUUGUUUUCUAACCAUGCCAGUGUUAUUUUGGCUGUGUGUAUAUGGUUGUCCCUCGUUGAGAAUGUGAACCUCCAUCCAUCAACAUAUUUUGCAAAUUGCCCUGUAUUUACCUCCAUGUGUUUUACCCUCAGCCUUGGCCAGUUUCCCAGUCCAUGUAGAGAAGGAAAAAAAAUCCCCACAAAUGAUAUCACCACCAAGUUUCAGCAUGGAGAGGUCUUUUUGGGGUAAUGAGUUUGUGCUGCACAUAGCAUUUUGUGACAUGGCUAAAUUGUCUAUUAUUGCCUCAUCAGACCAGAGACCCCUUUUGUAUAUGUUGGUCUAGCAUUUGCAAGCUUUGAUCAGGGCUUGUUUCAGCAGUGACUUUCUUCUCUCACAGAUCCAGCUUUGUGGAACAUCUGGCUGAUGGUUGCCUUGAGAUUAUUUCCAUCUCAGCUGUGGCUUUCUUCAAAGUUAACAUCGACCACUUGUUUGCUUUUUGGACUACUGCCCUCCUUACCCUGUAAUUGAGUUGUAGUGGAUUGCCUUCUGUAGGCAGAGUUAUGGUUGAGCCAUAUUAUUUCCCUUGUGUAGUAAUUGAUUCAGUGGCACUCUGGAGGACAUUCAUAGAUAAGAUAGUUCUUUAUAACCCAACCCUGCUUGGUGCUUCUUCAUAACAUUAUCCCAGAUUUCUUUGGAUAGUCUUUUCAUUUGUUUGGGUAUGUUCUCCAAUGAAAUCUUAGUCCUUUCAGAGAAACAUAUUUUAUCUGAGAUAGUAUUGCAUCUAAAUGACAGAUGGAUGGACACCAUUUGGCUACUGAUGAGACUUUUGGAGGCAGUGAGAGGCGGCAAAGCUUGCUGAGCGGGUUAAUUUUGUGCUACAGUGAAAUAUUUGUUGAGUGUUGAGUAUCUUGCAGACAUUAAAUGAUAGCAAUGCCAAUUAAAACCUAUUUCAGUUUCAGGGCAUAACACAAUGAAAUAAUAAAAAGUUAAAGGAUGGGGGACAGAUGCUUCUGCAAGGCACUGUGUAUUUCUAAGCACAAAAGAGAUAUGACUCUCUAUUCUCCCUUCAAAAAUGGCAGCCUUACGGAAAGAACUUGGAAACGUUCAUUUGGGCUGCUGGCCAUUCUGGCAGGAAGAUUAUGAGAACGGUUAGCCAGAAAAAAGGAGAAUCCUUUCUAAACGUCAUUACAACAGAAGUCUCGUGACAGUAGCUUGUUUGAAAUCAGCAUGAAAGUGCAGUUCUAUGUCUGCUCUAAAGUAAUCCCAACUGAGGAAUGGAAUCUAUUUGCAGGUGUAUGAGGAUAGAAUUGCAGCCUUAAUGAGGUUUGAUUUCGGCCUUAAUGCUCCGUUCAAUUUAAGGCAAUUCUUGAUCAUUAUCAUCCAUAUUUUUUAUUGUAGAAGCAAAAAUGUCAUUAGGGUUUUAAUGUCAGCUGGUCUUUUUAUUUUAUGCCUCCAAAUCUUUUAAAGCUUUGCUCAGCUCUUGAGUAUCAGCUGCCUUUUUUUCUAAGGCUUGAAGAUCAUAAUUGUGUAGGACUUGUGUCAUUGAUUCCUAUUGCUGCUGCUGUCCAUUGUGGACCCCUGUCCUUCUUGAACUCUGGCAUCUGAGGGCCGGCAAACCACCCAGAGUGCCUUUUUUGAGGAUGCAGGGAGAUACAGCGGGAGAGAAAGCGAUAACUUCCUCACACAACUGGAAGUGCCUUCCUCUUGUGCAGCUGAAAUGUUGGGCUCAAGCCUAUGAUAGACAUGAUAGGUUUCUGGAUUAAAUCUGCAAAAGUUGGGUAUACUAUAAAAUUUAUAAACAAUGCUCUUUUUGCCUCUCACAGCUUUACAUGGCAGACAGUUCUUGUGUUCUGCUUGGCUUUGUGUUUUUUUUUAAUAAACACUUUGUGACCAAAUCAAUGCCUGUGCAACUAACCUGGUUGUUAGUCACAGCCAUAAACAGUUAGCUUAGCGACCGUCAAUCAGGAAGCAGCAAGGAUGCCAGCCUUGAUCUUUGCAGCUCAACACAGAUCACUAGAAGCAUGGUUGGAUAUUCAUGAGUCUAAGUUUAAUUACAUCAAUACCUGAGUAUUAAAAUACUCCAGAAAAUGGUUUUGCCUGUGGGUAACAUUAUCCUAAUCAUGGCCUUUAUGAGAGUACUAUAUUGUUGGAUGAAGUUCAGUGAUACGAGUGGAGCUCACAAUCCUUUUUCAAACAUAAAACAGAUCUUCUUUCUUGCGCCUUUUCAUUCUCCUAUGGUGGGUCUGAUUCCAACAAUCCCUAUCUUUUAAUUACAUUUGUCCAUUCCCUGUUUUUAUUUUGACUUCAUAUUCUGUGGUGAAUGGAUACAAAUGUGUAUAUGAAUGUAUUUAGCUGUCUUUCAUAGCUUAAGCAGUUUAGGAACCUUGCAACACCGAAUCGAGAUGAUAAAUUUGCAAAGGGAAAUUGCCCGGGGAACUCCUGCUCCAAGGAGAUAUUCUGCAUUUUUGAAAUUUAUGUCACAAACCUUUCUUUUGUUCAUAUAUAACCAGAAGUUCUUGCUCAGAGGGAAAUAGUAAUUUUAGUGGUCUGGCAUUAUUAGCAAUGAGAAAAUAUGUUUACACUUAUUGGGGGGGGGGGGGAAUCUUGCGUUUUCCCUUUUUUCACGAUAGUAGAACAAAUCAUGAAAAUCUGUCUAGGUACAAGCAGUUCUUUGAAUGCAUUUGCAGUUGCAUUGCUUGCCUUGUUAAAGAUGUUUGCUACUUUUAAAAAAAAAACCUGUUCGUUGUGAUCUUACAAAAUGGUAAAAAAAAAAUGCAGCAUCAAAACCUUGAACAUUUGGGGGGGGGGGGGGAAAUGCUUCUCUGCACUAAAUUAGCUUAGGAGCUCCGUCUGCCCAGAGCUACCAUUAUAUUCACGCAAGACUGGGCUGUAAUCACGCCAGAAAAACGCAAUUCUAAAGUGCCAGGAUGCUUUCACAUAGUUGCAUGCAGCCAUUUAUUCUUCUGAACCAUGGAGAGAAAGGCUUGUUGCUGGCUGAGAAGCACCUCACACACUCCUCUCUUGUUCCGAAUGGUCUUGUUUGUGUCGGUCUGCAGCUGUGUAUGGUUUUGUCUUAUAAUCCUUCAUCACUCUAUUCUAUCCAGUCAUAUCUAACGUAGAAAACUAGUUUCCAGUGAAAAGUAAUAUGUAGUGCUUUUAUGAUAUUUGUGUGCAAUAUCCCCUCUCCAUUGAGGAUAUUUGAUGUAAAGGAAACAAGCUCAGUUCCACAAUAAAAUACAAAAAUAGUUCAA
Anolis carolinensis (green anole) is the source of this 14995-nucleotide messenger RNA. It is a transcript of the gene map1b, whose product is annotated as microtubule associated protein 1B. NCBI's taxonomy places the organism in Eukaryota, Metazoa, Chordata, Lepidosauria, Squamata, Anolidae. The record is from RefSeq and is a predicted model, not a curated record. Gene Ontology annotation, biological process: regulation of microtubule depolymerization; dendrite development; microtubule cytoskeleton organization. Gene Ontology annotation, cellular component: microtubule; dendrite; neuronal cell body. The transcript has 7 exons. Bases 264 to 7433 code for a protein of 2389 amino acids. Gene Ontology annotation, molecular function: actin binding; microtubule binding.